CUAAUUCGAUAAGAUGUCUGUUUUUUAUAAUCGACAGUUUGUCUUCAAGGUCUCUAAGUUUCCACGUGUAGUAUUUAAUAUUUUUCGGCCAAUCCCUACCAUCCACUUGGGUGAUUUUUCCUAACAGUAUAUAAUUGACUCCAUUAAAUCAAAAUUUCAGUUUGCUUUUCGAUCUGAAUCUAUAAAGUUUACUUAUCACAAUGUUCGCUAAAGCAUUCAUAAUCGCGUCAUUCUGCGUGGCUGCUUCACUUCAAUGGUCGCAAUUCAAAUCUUGUGGAGACCAUACACAAGAUCCUCACCGUUUGGUAAUAGAAGGCUGCACCACUUUUCCAUGUAUAGUUCAGACAGGGCACAAUAAAGCCGGACAAUGGGACUUUAUAGCAACCACCAAAACUUCUGUGCUGAAACCGCAAGCUGAAUUGGCAAUAGGUGGACUUUGGUAUGUGCCAUAUCCACUGGGUAUCGACGACGGAUGUCCGUAUCUUAUCAGUAAAAAACAAUGUCCUUUGGAAGCAGGAGAUCAAGUAACUUACUUCUUUAGUAGGGCUAUUCCACGAGUCCCAUCCGGUGUGAUAGUAUGGGCCAGAUUCACACUAAAGGAUGAAAAUUAUAAUACUCACUGUUGUUUCGAAGUCGAAUUCAAAGCUGCGUAAGAUUUUUAAAGUCUUGAUAAAAAAAUUUGUUUGCGUAUUGUAAUUGACAUGAAGAAAAUUUGUGUAAAUGAUUGCUAUUUUUUUUAAACAAAAUAUAGACUUGAAAAUUAUUGUAUUUAUUAAAAUAAUUAUAGCGAAUUUCUGA
Messenger RNA from Microplitis demolitor, 798 nucleotides. Its product is annotated as NPC intracellular cholesterol transporter 2 homolog a. The transcript is spliced from 3 exons. The record is from RefSeq and is a predicted model, not a curated record. NCBI's taxonomy places the organism in Eukaryota, Metazoa, Arthropoda, Insecta, Hymenoptera, Braconidae. Bases 201 to 653 code for a protein of 150 amino acids.